AUGAAACUCUGCGUCAACGCGCCUUGCGUAAGGACUGCCUAUAUACCCGUAAUAAGGACAUCCGUCCAUACGGAGUCCUUACGAGUCCUUACGAAGACCGCUCUCGUGGCCUCCCAGACAGCCUUUUCGAAAGGCUCCGAGGGUCAGAAAGAGUGCAAAAGGUUGGGCUCGGGGGACGACGACGGACUGACACAUUUGAGGGCAUGGCGAAAGAAUGGGGCUCGCGAUUCGCAAUGGGGUUUGGUGAAGGUCCGAGGGAAGCGAUGGCCGUCGUCGAGUGAGGCUGUUGGAACGUCCAAGAAUGAAUAUAAAAGACGCAAAUCGGCCAACGUGCGCCGGAACGACAUCGCUCGCUCGCAUGCGAGAACGAGCGAGCAGCGAGCGGAGCUCGAGGACUUGUUUUCGAGGGCGAGACGGAGAGUUGGGCAAAGAUACGGGCGGACAAAAGCGGCCGGAGUCGACGAUUGUCGACCGCGUCACGAGAUACUGCAGCCGCCUUCUUCUUCUGCUGAUGCUGCUGCUGCUUCGGGUGAUUCUGCUGGUUUUGGUGCGAGGAUUGUGGCCCACCAGGGCAUGACCCACCCACCGGCAGCGGUCGCGCGCUUUAUGGAUUGA
Marchantia polymorpha subsp. ruderalis is the source of this 615-nucleotide messenger RNA. NCBI's taxonomy places the organism in Eukaryota, Viridiplantae, Streptophyta, Marchantiopsida, Marchantiales, Marchantiaceae. The record is from the annotation of a GenBank genome assembly.